GCCGACUUCUUCCACCCCCCGACUGGUCACCCCGCCUAAUAUAGGUAUAUUUAGUCCGCGACCUCGCAAGGCUUGUCCUUUCGGGUCCUCCAAGACCGUGAGCAUGAGAGGCAUCAGCAGCUCAAACGCCGCCGACCUACUCCGCCGACACCUCGUAGCCACUUCACGCCCAUUCCAACUGCAAGUUCCUGGCCGCCCCAGCUUCUUCUCCACAGCGACCACGAGACAGAAUAGCGCGAGCGCUGCCGCCACCACAUCAUCAGCCCCCGAUCGCCCCUUGAAGGCCUCCAGCGGAGGCCGAGGCUCGGCCAAUGUAGACUGGCUCCAGACUCCACCGAGAAAGGUGCCACCCAGCGAUCCCGCCCACACCGACGCCGCGUUCCGACAGAUAGUCCAAGACCAGACAGAACGAAACUAUGCCCCGGCCGCUCCCGCUCCAGCAAGCGCCGCUGCCGACCCGAAACUUGCGGCGGCCGCCAUGAAGCUGAGGGAGAUGGUCAAGAACGACAGCCCCGAUGCGCAGAUGGAUUCGUACCGCUACCUCACCUCCGAAAUAUACCCGCUCGUUGUAAACCGAAACGUCGAUAUGCCCGAGGGCCUUGCUAGUUCUGUGUCUAUACUGAUGAGGGGGAUCGCAAGGAGCAAAUGGGACUUUAUGCGGUCUCCCGAUCUCCCUACCGUCGGCCAGAUAUACAAGGUUUUGGCCGAGUUUGGCGAGCUCCGGCUCGAGGGGUGGGCCAUGCUCGUGGAGAACCUGAUAACCACCAUUGUCGAGAUGGACCCUCCCCGCGCUGACGGAAGGAGCUUGAGCGCCGUGGCAGUCGGCCGGUUAAGCUCCGAACUCCUCAUGAGAGAUCUCGUAGACUCUUGGAAGGUCCUCUCCUCGGUCAAGGCUGCGGCUGACCAGACCGACCCCGAUGGCUUCAACUUCCCGGUCCUUGAUGAGGCUUUGCUUGAGAGAUUCUCGCAAAGUCGCAACUUCAUUGCGGCUUUCAUGAUGCUCUUCCCCCAGCAUUCGCCCGCCGAAAUCGGUCCUCGGGUAGCCAUGUUGGGCGUAGCCACGUAUGCCCUGAUGUUCGACUCCCAGCGUAGCAACGCCAGUGCCAGACGGGACGCCACAAGCUUCGUCGGCAUGAUAACACGGCUCCUGAGGACUAUGGACUACGAUGCAAACCUGGUUCAAGAACACACCGCGAAAUAUUUACCAGGACUUACAGACUACGUCGUGGCCCAGUGGCCGAAUGUAAGCAACCGGCUACAGGCGCUCUCUUGGUUGACAGAUCCUGAGACGCAAUUCGUCAAAGACCUACCACGGACUGCUUCGGGAGACAUCGAUAUCGGUAAAUUCCAAACCCUCCUCGAAGACGCGGUUAAAACAAAGCGUCGGGACCACAUCGAUUCGCUCUGGAAGAGUUUCGUGGGACCGGACGAAGCCAUCAGCGGGGAGAAGGCCGCAGAACUUCGGGACUACCCCGAGCUGUUUGAUUCAUUUAUCCGUGCUUGGAUGAGCUUAAAUCUAGCGGGGCGGGCGGCGGCGGGGUGGAAGACCAUACCUAGGAUCGGUCUCUAUCCGACGGCUAGAACCUGGAAUGCCAUGCUGACUGGCUGCAAGGAAGCCCGUAAUCUCAACGGCAUCAGGAACGUGUGGGCAAAACUGAUGACGUCCGGAAUGCAGCUUGACACAGGCUUAUGGACGACUCUAAUAUCCGGACUUAUCCAAUCCGGUGAUAUCGAAGGUGGAAUCCAGGCGUUAAAGGAGAUGGCGAGUUUGUGGACGGAGAGCUUGGAGAAAGGUACAAAAACUGCCGUCAAGCCGACCAUCGAGCCUGUCAACGCUGCUAUCGUUGCCCUCGUGUUCCAGAGAAGGCUGGACCUUGCCGAAGAUGUUUUAGCUUGGGCCGGCAAGCGAGACAUCGCCCCCGACAUAUUCACAUUCAAUACUCUGUUGGGUAGCCUCAUUCGUAUGAAGCGGGAUAAAGAGACACGGCGCUUAUUUAAACUCAUGCAGACCCAGGGUGUACAAGCGGACGAAAAAACGUUCACGAUUGUUCUCGACGCCGCCUUUGCUGCCGUACCACCUGACAACCAAGACGAACAGGUGAAGGCGCUAACGAGUGUGCUCGACGGGAUGAAAUCGGUCGGCUUGGAACCGAACAUGCAUACCUACGGCAAAGUGAUCUUCAACCUGCUCGGAUUAGGUCGUAAAGGCGUCGAGGUUGUCGACGUCAUGCUCAACUACCUAAAGGCCGAGGGCCACACGUUGUCACCAUAUAUUCUUACGAUGCUAGUAGAUCACUACUCCAAUCAGGUCCCACCGGAUUUGGAUUCCAUCACCGCGCUACUCGCGAUGUGGAAACCGCCCAUCGCUAGUAUGGACAUCAUCUUCUGGGAGCGCCUCAUAAGGGGUUACCUGAGGGUGUCCUCCCCGAGCGCCCUAGACGCCGCCUACGAGAUAUACCUUGCGGUUAGCCGUAGUGGCGUCUUCCUCGGCCUCGACACGCAUAUAGACCUGUUGAACCAAUUGCUCCGGGAAGAGCGUAUUGGGGACGCGCAAGACCUCGUGUGGUUAGCGGAGUCGGAGGUAGAGAAGCGAGAAUCGCGGUACGGGGGCAAGCUUGAGAAGGUCUGGGGCCACCGCUUCUGGAAACUGGCGCGGCAGAACAACCUUCUCCGUCCCGAUAACGACGCCCCCGCUGCCGCCCCGGGGCAUCAGCCCGACUCGGUGAGAGAUCCUAGGGUCGUCGCGUAGAGGAUAUAUGCGCACACUCGAGGUAUCGCGGGGAUGGUUGUAGUAGUAUGGCGUAUGUAACACCUGUAAAUCGACCCCCACGACCUCAACCUCUAUUAGAAACCUAUUGUAAGACACGUCCGAUGUGGCAUCAAUGUGUAGAUAGCGAUGGAGCAUCUUCCCUAGGGUAAAGAAAAACGAAACACGCUCCUGCAAGGGCACAAGUUCUAACGGCUGCAGUUCUUCCUCUGCUCUUCUCCCCUCCCGCCUCCCCUUUCUC
Messenger RNA from Durotheca rogersii, 3008 nucleotides. RefSeq lists its product as uncharacterized. The transcript has a single exon. Bases 104 to 2749 code for a protein of 881 amino acids. The record is from RefSeq and is a predicted model, not a curated record. Gene Ontology annotation, molecular function: protein binding. NCBI's taxonomy places the organism in Eukaryota, Fungi, Ascomycota, Sordariomycetes, Xylariales, Xylariaceae.